UGGAGCGGGCUGCUGCGGCGGGGGCGUCUUCGCCGUUGGACCAUGUGGGGCGGCGACCGCCUGGCGGGUGCAGACGGGGGUGAGGUGGCGGCGACUGUCGUCUUCACCAACGCUCGCGACUGCUUCCUCCACUUGCCGCGGCGCCUCGUGGCCCAGCUGCACCUGCUGCAGAAUCAAGCUAUAGAAGUAGCCUGGGGUCACCAACCUGCAUUCCUGAGCUGGGUGGAAGGCAGGCAUUUUAGUGAUGAAGGCGAAAAUGUGGCUGAAAUUAAUAGACACGUUGGUCAGAAACUUGGACUCUCAAAUGGGGACCAGGUGUUUCUUAAGCUGUGCUCCCAUGUGGUAUCCUGUCAACAGGUUGAGGUGGAACCCCUCUCAGCAGAUGACUGGGAGAUACUGGAGCUGCAUGCCGCUUCCCUUGAACAGCAUCUUCUGGAUCAAAUUCGAAUAGUUUUUCCAAAAGCCAUUUUUCCUGUUUGGGUUGAUCAACAAACUUACAUAUUUAUCCAAAUUGUUGCACUAAUGCCAACUGCUGCCUAUGGAAGGCUGGAAACUGACACUAAACUCCUUAUUCUGCCAAAGACCCGCCAAGCCAAGGAGAAUACAUUUUCCAAAGCAGAUGAUGCACAUGGGAAAUUUAAUAAUUUUGGAGAAGACCAAAAAGGAUUGACAGUUACUGGGUCUAAUAAGACAGAUUCAGAGGUUACAGCUGACUCACCAUCCAUGCCAAGCUUAUGGACUCUGAUAGGAAGCAUUUUUUCUUUUGGGUCUGAGAAGAAACUGGAGCUAUCCUGGGGUUUAACUGAAAUGAAUGCAUUCAAAAACAUGCAGUCCAAAGUUGUUCCUAUAGACAAUAUUUUCAGAGUGUGCAAAUCGCAGCCUCCCAGUGUGCAUAAUGUAACGGCAACUUCAGAGUUUCACAAACACUAUGCUGUUCACAUAUUUCCAUGGGACCAGGAAUAUUUUGAUGUGGUGCCCAGCUUUACUGUGACCUAUGGAAAGCUAAUUAAGCUACUUUCUCCAAAGCAACAGCAAAGUAAAACAAAGCAAAAUGUCCUGUCACCUGAAAAAGAGAAGCCAAUGCCAGAACCACUAGAUCAAGAACCAGGCACCUCAGACUACAGUCAAGAAGCUAAGGCCUGUGUGCUACAAGUCAUCUGGAAUGGACUUGAGGAAUUGAAGAAUGCCAUAAAAUACACCAAAACUGUAGAAGCUCUUCAUCUUGGGAAAGUCUGGAUUCCAGAUGACCUGAGAAAGAGACUAAAUAUAGAAAUGCAUGCAGUAGUCAGAAUAACUCCAGUGGAAAUUACUCCUAAAAUUCCAAGAUCUCUAAAGUUACAACCUAGAGAAAACUUACCUAAAGAUGUAAGUGAAGAAGAAGUAAAAACUGUGUUCUCUUCAUGGCUACAGCAGUGUACUACUACCACACUUCCUUUGAUAAUAUCAGAGGAAGAACAUAUUAAGCUGAGAAUGAAAGAUGGGUUAAAGGAGUUUUCUCUAAAUGUAGUUCAUUCUUGGGAAAAAGACAAAGAAAACAUUUUUUUGUUGAGUACCAAUCUGCUGCGGAAGACCACAAUACAAGUCCUUCUAGAUCCUAUGGUAAAAGAAGAAAACAGUGAGGAAAUUGACUUUAUUCUUCCUUUUUUAAAGCUGAACUGCUUGGGAGGAGUGAAUUCCUUAGGUGUAUCUUCCCUGGAACACAUCACCCAUAGCCUCCUAGGACGCCCUUUGUCUCGACAGCUGAUGUCCCUAGUGGCGGGACUUAGAAAUGGAGCCCUUUUAUUCACAGGAGGAAAGGGCAGUGGAAAAUCAACUUUAGCCAAGGCAAUCUGUAAAGAAGCAUCUGACACAUUGGAUGCCCAUGUGGAGGUGGUUGGCUGUAAAGCUUUACGAGGAAAAAGGCUUGAAAACAUACAGAAAACUGUGGAGCUGGCUUUCUCCGAGGCGACAUGGAGGCAGCCUUCUGUGAUUCUGCUGGAUGACCUCGACCUUAUUGUGGGUGUGCCUGCUGCUCCAGAGCAUGAGCAUGGCCCUGAGGCUGUGCAAAGCCAGCGGCUUGCACAUGCUUUGAGUGAUAUGAUGAAAGAGUUUAUUUCCAUGGGAAGUUUGGUUGCAGUGAUUGCCACAAGCCAGUCUCAACAUUCUCUGCAUCCUUGGCUUGUCUCUGCUCAAGGAAUUCACAUAUUUCAGUGUGUCCAACAUAUUCAACCGCCUAAUCAGGAGCAAAGAUGUGAAAUUCUGCAUAAUGUAAUAAAAAAUAAACUGGACUAUGAUAUAAAUAGGUUCACCAACCUUGACCUCAAAUGUAUAGCUAAAGAAACUGAAGGGUUUGUGGCUAGAGAUUUUACAGUGCUCGUGGAUCGAGCCAUUCAUUCUCAUCUCUCUCAUCAGAGGAUAACCACCAGGGAAGAAUUAGUUUUAACAACGUUGGACUUCCAAAAGGCUCUCCAAGGAUUUAUUCCUGCCUCUCUGCGAAAUGUCAACUUGCAUAAACCAAGGGACCUGGGCUGGGAUAAGAUUGGUGGAUUACAUGAAGUUCGGCAGAUACUCUGGGAUACUAUCCAGUUACCAGCCAAGUACCCAGAACUGUUUGCAAACUUGCCCAUACGACAGAGAACGGGGGUACUGUUGUAUGGUCCUCCUGGAACAGGGAAGACCUUACUAGCUGGAGUAAUUGCCCGAGAGAGUGGAAUGAAUUUCAUUAGUGUCAAGGGGCCAGAGUUACUCAGCAAAUACAUUGGAGCAAGUGAACAAGCGGUUCGGGAUAUUUUUAUUAGAGCGCAGGCGGCCAAGCCCUGCAUUCUUUUCUUUGAUGAAUUUGAAUCUAUUGCUCCUCGAAGAGGCCACGAUAAUACAGGAGUUACAGAUCGCGUGGUUAACCAGUUGCUGACUCAGUUGGAUGGGGUGGAAGGCUUACAGGGUGUUUAUGUGUUGGCUGCUACUAGUCGCCCUGACUUGAUCGACCCCGCCCUGCUUAGGCCUGGCCGACUCGAUAAAUGUGUAUACUGUCCUCCUCCUGAUCAGGUGUCCCGUCUUGAAAUUUUAAACGUUCUCAGUGACUCUCUACCUCUGGCAGAUGAUGUGGACCUCCAGCAUGUGGCGUCAGUAACCGACUGCUUCACAGGAGCUGAUCUGAAAGCUUUACUUUACAACGCCCAGUUAGAGGCCUUACAUGGGCGGCUGCUGUCCUGUGGGCUGCAAGAUGGAAGUUCUAGCUCUGAUAGUGACCUGAGUCUGUCUUCAAUGGUUUUCCUUAACCACAGCAGUGGCUCUGACGAUUCAGCGGGAGAUGGGGAAUGUGGCUUGGAGCAGUCCCUUGUUUCUCUAGAGAUGUCCGAGAUGCUUCCAGAUGAAUCGAAAUUCAAUAUGUACCGGCUCUACUUUGGAAGCUCUUAUGAAUCAGAACUUGGAAACGGAACCUCUUCUGACUUGAGCCCACAGUGCCUGUCUGCACCAAGCUCCACAGCGCAGGACUUUUCCGGAGUUGCUGGGAAAGAGCAGUCAUCUUCCCGGCCUCCAGUGUUGAGAACAGCUUCCCAGGAGGGUUACCAAGAACUUACCCAGGAACAGAGAGAGCAGCUGCGGGCCGACAUCAGUGUCAUCAAAGGCCGAUACCGGAGCCAGAGCGGAGAGGAGGACUCCCUUCACCAGCCAGGCCCAGUCAGAGCCAGUCUGGCUAUUAGCCAGUCUCAUUUAAUGGCUGCUCUGAGUCACACAAGGCCAUCCAUUAGCGAAGAUGACUGGAAGAAUUUUGCUGAACUGUAUGAAAACUUUCAAAAUCCAAAGAAGAGAAAAAAUCAAAGUGGAACAAUGUUUCGACCUGGACAGAAAGUAACUCUAGCAUAAAAUAGGCUUGUGAUUUUAUUUUUUUCUGGCUUGUUCCCAUAAUAUAACAAUAAAAAUGGUGUCUACAAAUUUAUAGAUUAACUUAAUUUGUUAAAAAGAAAAUCACAGAUUGGUAAACCUCUGGUUAUGUAAUCAGGAUUACUUGAAAUUCAUAUGGUAGAAUUGGGAUAUUUAUAACAGAUUCUGUAUCUUAUUUCCUAUAAAUCUAAAUUAAAUCCUUAGUGAAAUAA
Messenger RNA from Nyctereutes procyonoides (raccoon dog), 4076 nucleotides. RefSeq names its product peroxisomal biogenesis factor 1 (gene PEX1). Lineage: Eukaryota; Metazoa; Chordata; Mammalia; Carnivora; Canidae. The record is from RefSeq and is a predicted model, not a curated record. Gene Ontology annotation, molecular function: ATP hydrolysis activity; ATP binding. Gene Ontology annotation, biological process: protein import into peroxisome matrix. The transcript has 24 exons. Bases 43 to 3846 code for a protein of 1267 amino acids. Gene Ontology annotation, cellular component: peroxisomal membrane; peroxisome; cytosol.